Molecule: messenger RNA, 1872 nt
Organism: Microsporum canis CBS 113480
Lineage: Eukaryota; Fungi; Ascomycota; Eurotiomycetes; Onygenales; Arthrodermataceae
Product: telomere-binding alpha subunit central domain-containing protein
Exons: 4
Coding region: 1-1872 (623 amino acids)
Biological process (GO): telomere capping; regulation of telomere maintenance via telomerase
Cellular component (GO): chromosome, telomeric region; nuclear telomere cap complex
Molecular function (GO): G-rich strand telomeric DNA binding; telomerase inhibitor activity
Source: RefSeq, a predicted model, not a curated record
AUGCAGCCACCUCAUGGCUUCGAUGUUGUUGCUACUGCGCAGUCCAAGUCGUAUGGGCCGGUCAGUGUCAUCGCCGUCGUGGUGGACGCUCUCAGGCCGGCUCCAACGGCCGGCGCGUCCUACAUGUGUACCUUUACGGUCAAGGACAGCGAUCUUGCCUCUGAGCCAUGGAGAGGACUCAAGGUGAAAUACUUCCAUGAGCGCCAGGAACAUCUCCCGGCACCAGAAGAAGGGGAUGUGAUUCUGCUGCGGAACAUCAAGCCUAGUAUUGUCAGAGGAGCCCGUAUGUGUGUGUCUUCGCAUGUUGACAACGUCUGCUGGAGUCUGUGGAGGAGACAGGGCCGGUCAGCCGUGUAUCUGGUCAAGAACAAGCCUGGUACCUCUGGUCCCACUGCAGAGGAGAAAAAAUAUGCGUUGUGGUUGCUCAACAGCGGCUCUACGCAAGGUACUUCUCGGAGCCAGCAGAGCGAGGCUUCAAUUCCUCGAAGGCAGCAUACUCUAAGCCAUGAGGCGACGACAGGUCUUCCGAGCCGCAAGUUUUGCCUGCUCAAGGAUGCUGCGUUUUCCUCCUUUGUUGAUAUUACUGGCCAGGUGGUUAAAACGUUCAUGGAAAAUGAUAAAUUCCUGCUCUACGUCACCGACUACACCUCCAACAAAAACCUGUUCAAUUAUACCCUUCCCACCAAAAGAGAUGAUGACCACGAGUAUCGCUACAUAAAUGCCCAGGGAAGUAGACAAUGGCCUGGGCCGUUUGGCACGAUGACCAUCCAGGUCACCCUCUGGGAUCCUCACGCUAGCUUUGCUCGGGAAAAAGUCAAGGUGGAUGACUAUGUCUCGCUGUGCAAUGUCCAUCUCAAAAUGGACAGGUAUUCCGGUCGGAUGGAAGGGGCUCUUCAUACUGAUAAGACUUACCCUAACAAGGUCCAGGUAUAUGUCAUCAACGACCACGACACUGAUGCCCAUGUCAGAGAGCUAGUGGAACGGAAACAAGCCUAUUGGCGAAAGUUACGCACAGAACUCCCCAGUGCAUUGGGAGAGGAGGAAGAUAGUACACAAAAGCUGCCCAAGGAGAGGAAGAAACGGAGUACACCGGAAACUAAACAGAAAAAAGAGAAGGAAAAAAGAAGGACGGAGAAGCAUUUAGAUCAGCCAGAACUCUCCCGUCCGGUUCGUACUACAAGAGAUGAGCUUAACCCUCAUAUACGAGCAUCAUACACAGCCAAGCCUUGCCGACUGAUCAGAGACAUCUUAGAUCCCGAUACUCAUACAUUCAGGGGUCCUGACGGUGUCGAAUUUCAGCUACCUUUCCAAAACGUUUGUUACCGCUCAUCCGUCCGUGUGGUCGACUUCUUUCCACACAGCUUAGAGGAUUUUUCCGUCUUGUAUAACUUAGACAACGCAAUACGUUCCCCAGACGGAGGAGACACAUCCGACGAUGAUGACCCUGAUGCUCGCCGGAAAUGGGAAUGGCGAUUUUGUUUCCUUGUUGAAGACGGUGGUCCAAACACCCCGCCUCUCCCACGGGGGCAAACGCGAGAACGAAUGCCGCUCUUUGUUUCUGGUUCUGAUGCAGAGUUCCUUCUUAGGAUGGACGCCGUGAAUUUACAUAACAACCCGGAGAUGCUAGCCCGACUUCGGGAAAAGUUAUUCCUUCUCUGGGGUGAUCUGGAGGAACGAAAGAGUGCAGACAUAGAUGCAUUCUAUGCGGGACGGACAGAUGCUGUCUCUGCAAAGCCGUUCAUCUGCUGCAUUAAGGAAUAUGGUGUCAAGACUAGAAAUCGAGAAGCGUUUGCAGAUAGUGACAAGGAAUGGAACCCUCGUUCUUUAGGAUGGGAACGACGUUUUCAAAUGUUUCACACUACUAUAUUGUGA